UCAGGAAGCGUGUGUUAUCUUACAAAAGCCUUGUGGAAUGCCCUGCUCUGACAUUUCGUAGAUUGGGAAGUAGCCCAGGAGGUAAACUGGAAUUGUGGGGAACAGCGCAUUGAAAAUUUAAACUUCCCGCAGGCAUUUUGCAACAUUGAAAACGGCUGAACCCGGUGUGCGUUGCAGCGCUGAGGGAGCGGCUCUGUCGGCAGCACCGCUUUCUGCUAACAGUUUAAAGCGACUGCACUUGAAACACGUUUGAUUGGUAGUAAAUAGUUUUGGCGGUUAAUGCAAGCCGCCUUUAGCGAGCGCAAGCGGUAACCGAUGAAUCGGCACCUCCAGGAAUCAGGAAAUGGUCUGCUGCUUGCGUGUGACAACUGUUAGUUUCCGAAAAUUCCUGAUUUAGUUUAUUCUUCUGUCAUUCGGUGCCCUCAGUAAAACUCAAUGGAAGCUGAAGCAAUGCCUCAGGUGAAGGAUAUGACUAACCCACCCGCGCCUUGUGCCUUCAGUCUCCACCUUUCCUGAUCUCUCAAUCCAUCGAGCCAGUCAUUGCUCUUCUUCCCAGAGCUGUUUACUGACAAGCUGAAGUUCUGAUAUGCUGCCGCAAAAAUGAUGAUGAAAAGACUGUCGACCACCAUCACCUUCUGUGGAGACAGCCCUGAAUCCCUGGAUGAUGCACGCAGGCCACUCCUUCUACUCUUUCCCUGGUAUGGAGCCAAGCCCCAUGCCAUAGAGAACUACCGGCAGAUUUAUUACCCAUAUGGCAUCGACGUUCUGACCGUGGAAUGCAGCAUCUGGCUCUUUCUAUGGCCACAGUAUGGCUCGUCCUAUGCCUCUGAGGUAUUGGACCUGCUCCAGAGUGAGCCUUUCUCCUCACGGCCCCUUCUCAUCCAUGCGCUCUCCAUCGGAGGAUUCCUCUUUGCCGAGAUGCUUGUAAUCACACGGAGAGAUGUACAACGUUACUCAGGUUUCGGGGCAAGGAUUAUGGGCCAGAUCUUUGACAGUUUGGUUGUGGGAGAUAUGGAAGUCCUUGCAAAAGGUAUUUCACAGGUGAUGGCUCCUCCCAUCCUCCAGCCAUUCCUCAAAAGGACCACACUUUUCUAUUUCUGGCUUUUGAGUCGUUACACAGUCAAACACUACGAAGCUAGCAUCAGAAGUUUCUGGGAAACACAGUACCACACCCGUAUUCUGUUAUUCUACUGUGAGAACGACUCUCUGAGUAACUACAAGGAAGUAGAGGCCCUGCUGUAUCACUGGCAGAGGAAAGGCAUCCCUGCAGUUGGGAAAAGCUGGAAGAUUUCCCGUCAUGCUGGCAAUCUGUCGCAGCAUCCUCAGGAAUACCAAAGCGCUUUGCAGAACUUCCUGCUGACCCUUGGCAUAAUUCAUUUGCCAUCCAAAUUAUAAAGGACAGUGAAAAGAACCAGGGAGCUCAGAUGAGACAUCAAACAGAGAACUUUCUAAGGUGAAAGUAAGAGAUCCAAGCGUCCUACUUCGAAGAACAGGAGGGAAGGUACCUUGGCCAAUAUUUAUCCUUCAAUCAACAUUGCAGAGACAGACUGUCUGGUCAUUAGCACUUUGUAGUUUGUGGGAGCUGUAUACAAAAAAGGUUGCUGCAUCUCAUUUGUUGAACUGUUGCAAAAAGAACUUUGUUAACUUUAAUUCACUUUGAGACUUCCUGAGGUCAUGAAAGUUGCUAUACAAAUGCAAGUUUUUAAAAAAAUCUGUUUUGCCUCAAUGGGCUUUGAGAGAUUACUAAAGAAAAUAAGAAUAAAGGCAUUUUUGUAAUUUAUUUUAGAUCACAGCACCAUUUGUAAAGAGAGAUGCAAUAGCAUGUACCACUGUUACCUUUACAGCAACUUGUUGAUUAUCAAUGUAUCAAGUGUCACAGAGAAAUUGUAUUUAUGUAACAUCAUUCACAACAUCAAGCAGCAAUGAGAUAAAUGGUUUUUUUUUACUGAUGCUCAUUGAAGGACAAAUAUUGGGACACCACCAGAGAUGAAUCUUCAUGCUCUUUCUCGAAUAGUGCAAUGGGAUUCUUUAUGCCCAAUGAGAGGAUAGACAGAUCCCUGGUCUGAACAUCUCUCAGAGAUAGCACUAGCAACAAUCUACUGCCCCUUAAUAUUACACUAAAGCAUUAGCCUGGAUUAUGUGCAUAGAUUCGGACCUCAAGACUGACUCAGUGAUAAAUGUUUUCCCACUGAACCAAGUCAGGAACACCAAAGAAUAUUUAUAUAUUGCAACUCUAUAAUUUAUAAUCAUGAUCAAUUCAAACUUCAUAUUGUCACUGUAAACAAAUAUAUUUGUUGCUUUCUGGCCUUUAUGUUUAAGAUCAUAGAUCAAAGUUUGAGUAUAUAUCAGAUGAUGUGGCAGUAAUGUGAUGCAAGCAUGGUGACUGAGUUCAGACAUCUAAUGCAUUUUUGUUUAUUCUUUCAAUGGGAUGUGAUGGCCACUGGCAAGGCCAGCAUUUGUUGUACAUCCCUAAUUGCCCUUCAGAAGGUGACUUUGAAUGACCUUCCUAAACCAUUCCGGUCCAUUUGGUAUCAACUUUCCUGUAGACUGUCAAACAACAGCGUGGCUUACUAUGCCCUUCCAGAAGGUGGUUAAGAGUCACCCACAUCUUGCUGUGGGUCUGGAGUCACAUGUAGGCCAGACCAGUUAAGGAUAGCAGAUUUCCUUCCCUAUCGUUUCCCUACAGUGAAUCAAAAAGGUUCAUUUUAAUCACAAUCAAUUAUAGUUUCAUGACCACAUAAGUGACAUUAGCAUUCAAUUCCAGAUGUUUUAUUAAUUAGUUGAAUUCAUUGUGUCCAACAGGCCCAUGUGAUGGACCCAGCAUGUGGAGGAGAGAGUUAGCAUGCUUUCUACUUUUGGAUGCUUCACGUUUUCAGCCUACACUGGUGGCUAGCAGCAAUAUGAGAAAGGGUGCCCAAUAUGUAAGUCCUUCCCUGUCAGUGCACAGCGUCUGCAUGAGGAAACCAUUUACCAUGGUUUCUCGUAGCAGCAGACAAAAGCUAGGUCCCUUGCAGUCCCAGCUUGAAACUUCAGAGAAACCUGGAAGAGAUUUGACCCCAUACAUACAUAUACAGGCCUACUGCCACUCGGGCACAACGUGGCACACAUGAAGCAAACUCCCAGCGAAAGGUCAAUAGGUCCAGCAUCUUGUGGGGAACAUGACGGGUUGAAAGCUAAAGAAAUCAUUUUUGGAUUGGAGCUGAAAGAUAGAUUGAUGUAUAAAUCUUUCCAAUGCCCUCUGCAAUCAAGCUCGCCCCAUUUUAGUGCAUUUCAUUUCUUUCUCCUCCAUCAGGCAGGACAAGAGGACACCCUGACAUUCGCACAGCCAGGGUCUUCAUAAACUUUGCCCAUGCUUACACCCGGGAAAGAAUGCUCCUGGUUCUUUGCAGAGCACUAGCACAAUACAAUAUCACAGUUAUAAGGAAUAAAACCAAUUCAGUUACCAUGACAGCGAUGGUAGGAACUGCAGAUGCUGGAGAA
Stegostoma tigrinum is the source of this 3480-nucleotide messenger RNA. RefSeq lists its product as uncharacterized. The transcript has 4 exons. Gene Ontology annotation, molecular function: serine hydrolase activity. Lineage: Eukaryota; Metazoa; Chordata; Chondrichthyes; Orectolobiformes; Stegostomatidae. The record is from RefSeq and is a predicted model, not a curated record. Bases 601 to 1395 code for a protein of 264 amino acids.